AUGCUUAAUGCAAUCGUUUCCAAACGUUACUUUUCUUCUAUUUCUUCCGUCCUUAGAAGCACAGAGAUUAGACUUGCCAAGCAACCAGCCAAUGCAACAUUUAACCUGAAAAAGUCCCUCGACCCAAUCGAAUUGGCCCUGACAGCGGACAAACCAAUUCAUUCUUGGACUAAAGAACAAAUCAGGGAAAUUUACAAUACUCCUUUGAAUGAUCUUCUUUUCUGUGCACAAUUAGUCCAUAGAAAGUUCCACAAUCCUUCUCAAAUCCAGCUAUGUACUCUAAUGUCCAUCAAAACUGGUGGCUGUACAGAGGAUUGUAAAUACUGUGCACAAUCGUCUCGUAACAAUACUGGUUUGAAAGCUGAGAAGUUAGUUGAUCUCGAUACUGUUUUUGAAAAGGCCAAAGAGGCUAAAAGCAGAGGCUCCACCAGAUUUUGCAUGGGUUCUGCUUGGAGAGACAUGCACGGCAGGAAAUCGGCCAUGAAGAAAAUUGGUGCCAUGGUGAAGAAAAUUAACGACGAACUAGAAAUGGAGACCUGCGUUACUUUGGGAAUGUUAGACGAUGGCCAGGCCCAGAUUUUGAAAGAAGCAGGACUCACUGCCUAUAAUCAUAAUAUCGAUACUUCCAGAGAACAUUACAAGGAUAUUAUUUCUACCAGAACUUUCGAUGAUCGUUUAAAAACCAUUAAAAAAGUCCAGGAUGCCCAUAUUGGUGCAUGUACUGGCGGUAUUUUGGGACUUGGAGAAACUGAUGAAGACCAUGUUUCUUUCUUGCACACUUUGGCUACCAUGGAUAGGCAUCCAGAAUCGUUACCAAUAAACCGAUUAAUUGCUAUUAAUGGUACACCAAUGGCGGAGGAGUUGAAAACGAAGUACAAGGAUAGAAAACUCACCACCGAGUCUAUUCUAAAGACUAUUUCUACUGCUAGACUACUUAUGCCUAAAGCGAUUAUCAGAUUGGCUGCUGGUCGUUACACUAUGAGAGAAUCUGAACAGCUUUUAUGUUUUAUGGCAGGAGUUAAUGCUAUUUUCACUGGUGAAAAGAUGCUAACCACCAUGUGUACCGGUUGGGACGAAGAUAUUAACAUGCUUAAGAAAUGGGGAUUUGUUCCAAUGAAAUCAUUCAAAAAGACUGGUCCUUCCAGUCACUUGAAAAUUAAUAUUGACCCUAAAGAAAAGACAUUUACUGUGAACUUGUCCGCAAGAGAUCCAGAGGCUGAAAAUGAUCAAACUGUUGUUUCUGCUUGA
Brettanomyces nanus is the source of this 1248-nucleotide messenger RNA. RefSeq names its product biotin synthase (gene BIO2). The transcript has a single exon. The record is from RefSeq and is a predicted model, not a curated record. Gene Ontology annotation, biological process: biotin biosynthetic process. NCBI's taxonomy places the organism in Eukaryota, Fungi, Ascomycota, Pichiomycetes, Pichiales, Pichiaceae. The coding region runs from base 1 to 1248 and encodes 415 amino acids. Gene Ontology annotation, molecular function: biotin synthase activity; 2 iron, 2 sulfur cluster binding. Gene Ontology annotation, cellular component: mitochondrion.